This is a messenger RNA of Eufriesea mexicana, 1956 nucleotides long. Its product is annotated as broad-complex core protein isoforms 1/2/3/4/5. The transcript has 6 exons. Bases 87 to 1580 code for a protein of 497 amino acids. NCBI's taxonomy places the organism in Eukaryota, Metazoa, Arthropoda, Insecta, Hymenoptera, Apidae. Gene Ontology annotation, molecular function: protein binding; DNA binding. The record is from RefSeq and is a predicted model, not a curated record. Gene Ontology annotation, cellular component: nucleus. Gene Ontology annotation, biological process: regulation of transcription by RNA polymerase II.
GUGCUACGUAUUAAAGUCUGCAAAUUUUUUGACUUUUCUCACGUUAUUAUUUUUGGAGCACAUUCACUGCAAAUACGAAAAGCAGAAUGGGUUCGAGUCAACAAUUUUCUCUUAGGUGGAAUAACUACUUGAAACAUAUUACUUGUGCUUUUGAUACAUUAAGAACAGAGGAAGAUCUUGUUGAUGUAACUUUAAGUUGCGAGGGAAAAAGAAUAAGAGCACAUAAAAUGCUUUUGUCCGCGUGUAGUACAUAUUUUAGAGAUUUAUUUAAGGAAAAUCCAUGUCAACAUCCUGUCAUAAUAUUUCGUAAUGUAAAAUUUGAUGAUUUGGCUGCAUUAGUUGAUUUUAUGUAUCAAGGUGAAGUAAAUGUAGUACAGGAACAAUUAGCCAGUUUUUUAACAACUGCUGAACUACUCGCUGUUCAGGGUCUUACAGAUGGUACAGGGAAAGAUAAUGAUAGUUUAGUAGAGGAUGACAUAGAAAUUCCAAAUGAACCUGAAAUUCAACUUCAAAAUGCUUCUAGUAAAACAACAACAGACAAAAGAAAUAAAUCACCUUCAUCUCCAAUGCCUUACCAUGCUGUCGAUUUACAACCUGAUGCCCCACCGAGUAAAAGACGAAAAUGUAGAGAAAAUGCAAAUACAAAUGCAGAUAAGGCUAUAAGUAAUGCUUUAUCUGGAAAAGAUUCUGAAAAUAAGACUUCAGAAAAUCAAUCAACAACUGGCUCAGAUCCUGUUGAAAUAAUUCCUCUAAUGCCGAAUUUAAAGUUGGAAAUGCCUGAAUAUCUAGUACAAGAUGGAAGUAGCUGUAGUUAUGAAGAACAGAGUUUAGGAGACAGUUCACUAAACAAAAUUGGUAUAGAAGAUACAUCAUCUAAUACUCCUGAUCAUGAUCAGAAGCCUGAUAUUACUCAAACAUUUUAUUCAAGUAAUCAGUCUACUUCAGAUAGUUUGGAUCUUAAACAUCAAACAGCCGACGUUGGACACUUGCUUUCAAAACCUAGUACUUCUGGAGAAAGGUUAACGCAAGAAGCAGUACAGGAUUCUCGUACGGUGGUCAUCGAACAGCCGUCGCAUUCGUGCAAACUCUGCGGUAAAACGUUUUGGAAUCGGGACUCGAUGUACAAACACAUGAACAUGCACAAAGGAACGACUCAGUGUCCGGUGUGUCAUAAAGUGCUGAGCCGCACGACGCACAUGAAGCGACAUUUAAAAAAUCGGCACGGUUGGCUGGGCGUCGGGACGACCGCCGCCGCCGCCGCAACUGCAGUCGCGAACGCCGCAGCAGCCGCCGCCGCCGCAGCAGCAGCCGCAGCCACAGCCGGAACUGCAACCGGAACCGCGUCCACCAACACCGCCCCCGGUGUCCCUGUUGUCUCCGCUGUCAGCGGCGCUUCCACGGCGACCGAUGGUAGCACCGUAGCGACGCCCCUGCCGACGCCCAUUUCCGUCUCCUCCACCGCGAUUGCCCACCAAAACGUUGGAAGUCCUACCGCCGCUCUCGAACCUAAUGCCACCUACACCACUAUACGUAUCAGGGAGAGCAGCGUCGAGCGAAUCACGUCUAGUCCUAUUCCUUAGUGCGAACAUAUCCUGCCAAAUCUACACGCCCGUCGACGAAAGAGAGAAUAAACGCGCGCGAUUCUUUCAUUCUCAGUCCCAUUACUCUCCUUUUCUUCCCGUGUCUUUUGCCAGCCACGGUGCUCUGUACACGCGAACAUGUUACAUGCUCCACUUUUCCUCUACUUGUACUCGUCAACGGUCUAACCGCUUUCGGGGACGAUAUUUUCGAGUCGGUCAUCGCAUGCGCGAUCUAUUCGCGCUUUCAGUCCGUCAUCGGUCGCGUGCAUGCAAACCUCUCUGCUUUUCCAUUGUCUUUUCUUUUUAGAUUUUAAGAUAUAAUCCUCGUGCAUACGCGAAUAUUCAUUUAUUCCGCCAAUCGGAUCUUCCGAAACGA